AUGGGUCGACAAGAAAGAAUCGCCCGGUCCAUCGUCCGCGCCAUCAUCAGGACCAAUGUCAAUGGCACCAAAAAGAAAGCCAGCAACCCACUCGGGAUCCUCCUCGCCCUGUUCUCCGCCUUCUUCUCCCUCUACCAGCUGCUCAUGAGAAAGAUCCGCCCUGCCGACUUUGCCAAGCUGCGACGGGAGUACUGGGAUGUCAGCGAUGACGACUAUGUCGACUCGUUCCGACCGCGGGAGGGCGCAAAGGAUGAGGAGGCUUUGACUGCUAUCGGGGACAUGGGGUUCUCUGGUUCCACCUUUUACGCAACCACCGACCAAAAGUACCUCGUCAAGUCGGUCCCACGCCACUCCGAACAUUCCUUCUUCCGCAACGAUCUCCUGACCCCGUACGUCCAGCACAUGGCUACGCAUCCGCAGUCUUUGUUGGUCAGAAUAUGUGAUUUCCUUGGCGCCUCAGGUGCUUCUAUUGGAAGGAUCCUCCGUCUCGCGCCUUCGCAUCAUAUCGUCAUGGAGAACAUCAUGUACGGCCGGGAGGAGGCUGAAAACAGGGGAGAUGCCAAAUGGGAGAACUGGGACCUGAAGCCAACGUCGUAUUUCUACCCCGAACGAGAUAUUGCCGAUGGCGCGCUCACGAGCGACGCAACCAAGGAGCAGCUGGCGGAUGAGUUUCACGACAAGAUUGUGCUCAGCCAGGAGCAGGCGGAUGAUUUGUUUGCGAGGUUGGAGGAGGACACAAAGUUGCUGGCCGAGCACAACGCGGUAGAUUAUUCCUUGUUUUUGGUCAGGAUGAAGCUGCCACGGGAGGAGGUCCAAGAGGAGGUGCAGCCGGAGGCGGCAAAGUCGGACUCGAACUUGGCGCCGCCAGAGGAUGGGCCGUCGGUUCCGCCUCAGCCUCCGACGUGGAAGACGGGGGUUGCUUCGGCGGAUGGAAAGUAUGUUUAUCGGGCUUCGAUCUUGGACUUCUUUUGGGCGAAGCACAAGAUCCAGCCGAGGUUCAUGACGUUGCUGAUUAACUUGUGGAAUUUGUUGAUUAGUAAGGAUGGGCCGAUGAGUAUCACUACUACGCCGGAGGAGUACAGGGAGAGGUUUUUGAAGAUGUGUAGGGGGUAUGUGGACAUCAAGAAGGACUGA
Podospora anserina S mat+ is the source of this 1134-nucleotide messenger RNA. RefSeq lists its product as uncharacterized. Gene Ontology annotation, molecular function: phosphatidylinositol kinase activity. NCBI's taxonomy places the organism in Eukaryota, Fungi, Ascomycota, Sordariomycetes, Sordariales, Podosporaceae. The record is from RefSeq and is a predicted model, not a curated record. The transcript has 2 exons. Bases 1 to 1134 code for a protein of 377 amino acids. Gene Ontology annotation, biological process: phosphatidylinositol metabolic process.